Molecule: messenger RNA, 348 nt
Organism: Purpureocillium lilacinum
Lineage: Eukaryota; Fungi; Ascomycota; Sordariomycetes; Hypocreales; Ophiocordycipitaceae
Source: RefSeq, a predicted model, not a curated record
AUGGACUUUGUCAAGAACCUCACUGGUGGCGGCAGCAACAACGCCGAGAACAACAACAGCAGCAACCAACAGCAGUCAGGCGAGGGCAGCAGCUCCGGCGGGGGCCUCAUGGACAAGUUCAACAACUUUGCCGGCGGCGGCAAGCAGGGAGAGGCCAACGAGGACUCCCUCGACAAGGCUGUCGACUUCGUUCAGGAAAAGUUCCUCGGCCAGGGCGACCAGAGCAACGAGUCUGCCGCCGAGCAGGCCAAGGACGAGGCCAUAUCCGACUUUAUCCGCGACAAGUACAAGGGUACCACGGGCAGUGAUUUCCCCAUUCAAGACAAGGACCGGAAGGCGGGGUUUUGA